AUGGCGAUGCUUUUCGCAGCGUCGGCGCGUGAUGCGAAGAAGACCCCCUCGGACGCUGGCAGCGACUCCGAAAAGACGGGCUUCGCGCACGGCCACUGGAACGCCACGGGGAAGGCGCGGAACCGGACGCGGCGCUCGGAGUUGGAGGUGCACCGGACCUAUGCGCUGCCCCCUGUACCCAAGGAGCUGAGCUGGGCGAAGCUCCGAUUCCGUGGAGUCGAGGAAGGAGAUCCUGAGAUGUUAGCCGUGGACGAGGAAGUGCGGAAUUUCUAUCCCAGUGUCGGGGAGCUGGAGCCCUUGCACGUGGUGGAGGACCGGCGGCCCAGUUCGACCACGGAGCCCAAGAGCCGACGCAUCGGCGUGGUGUCGCUCUCCAACGCCGUGGCGGCCAGUGGGACGCACAACGCCAUGCUGGGCUUGAGAGACUUCAUGGACCGAAAGGAGAUGGCUGGGUCAACCCUCUUGGGCAUUCGGAACUUGUCGAAGGGCCAUGAGUUUGAAAUUGAAAGGGCCUUCAACAUGUUUGUCAACCAGGCGGGCAGUGACAUGCUGCGGACCAUUCAGCUGGGCCGGGUCAAUAAGACCCUGCUCAACCAGAUGAUCCGGCUUUGUGACAACCUGCGAUUAGAUGCCUUAGUCUUCCUGUGUGGUCCCAGUGAGCUUUCGCAUAUUGGGAAGAUCAUGGAACAUCUGCACAAGGAGAAACCGAAGAUCUUGAUCAACUGCGUUUUGCAUAGCGUCAGCGGCUGGAUUCGGAUGCCUGGGUGGAUCGAAACGAAUCUAGGAUUUGACAGCGCCUGUGCGUGCCUUUGUGAGGUGUCCGGCAACCUCGCUUUGAGCAGGCAAGCGCUGAACCGGGACAUCUACCAUUUCGUGGCUUGUGGAUCGAAGACUCUCACUUUAGAGGUGGCCUUAGAGAUUCGACCCACCUUGUGCUACAUCGGCGAGGAGAUCCGACGGAGGAGGCGGACCUUGGACGAAAUCGUCGAGGAGAUUUGCGACACGAUCGUCGUGCGGAACUGCGAGCACGACUUGCAUGCCGGAGUCAUCAUGAUCGCAGAUGACUUUUUCGAGCAGAUGGUGGAGAUGACGGAGCUACGUCUAGAGAUGCACAGGCUACGUUCCGAGCGCACCAUGGAGCUGUCGUCCGAGGAAGCUGCCUUGACCUUGUUGCCAGAGCACCUUUUGAGUUUCUACUCUUCGUUGCCCAAGACUCAUCAACACGCUCUGGUCUUCAGGACAGGGCUCGAUGAUCUCCCUUUGCUGCUGCCCUUAGACGUGGAACGCAUCGUGGGGAACUUGGUGGCCGGCCGCCUCUCCAGGCGAAAGCAACGAGGGCUUCGGUCGGUACAUCACUUCGAACAACACCCACACAGCUUAAGGCACAUUGCACUGAGUCCCAUGCCAAGCAUCCUGGACUGCUACUUGGGUUAUGUCCUGGGCCAUGUCGUGGGCGCCCUGAUCGAGCAGCAGAAGUCGGGCUAUGUGGCCAAUGUCCGCAACGUGGGAGAGGAUGUCCUCGAGUGCCGUGCUCGGAGCAGCCAUGGCUUCGUCAUGGUGGAUCAAGGUCCAGGUUUGAUGCUGCAAGUGGUUGGGGGGCCAGUGGUUGCCAGUCGGUAUGAUUGGUAUGUGUUUCUUUUCUGGACCAUGACCAUGUUUCCCUUUUUUUGAUCCUUUUUGUAAAUUCCUGCGAGGGCAUACGUAGGUUGGAGGGCAGUUCGACUAAGGAUGAUAAAGACGAGAGGAGCUGUGUGAAGGUAGGCUGCAGGCUGUUUUAUGAUAUUUUAUGUAAAAAUUCUUAUACCGUGUUCAACCAGACUUUGCUUGGCUUGCUUGCUUGGUUUGCUCAGACUGGCAGGCCUCAAAGUUUAAAGAAACGUCCAGAGAGUUCAGAGCUUGGAUACCCUACAUUUUUUGAAGUCACUCUGCUCAAGCAGUGGGCGCUGAGCACCAUGAACGAGGGCAAGGA
Molecule: messenger RNA, 1969 nt
Organism: Durusdinium trenchii
Lineage: Eukaryota; Dinophyceae; Suessiales; Symbiodiniaceae
Source: the annotation of a GenBank genome assembly